AGGGGACACAGACAUGGACACACACUCACACUCUGUCUCUGUCCUGCUCCAUUCCAGCAAUGCCAGCCCAAAGGUCACCCAGGGGCUAGUGGGCUAUGUAUGGGGUGGGUGCCCCUAAGUGUUCCCCCCCGAUGCCCCUCCACGGCAUGUGCCAGGGCAGAUGUGGGGAAGAGGUGGGGGUGGAAGCCGCGGCUCACAGAUUCAGCCGGGCCCCAGGGCAACAGAGAAGCAAUUAUUUAUAGUUGGCCGGAGCGCAGAGCGGACGGAGAGAAAACGAGGGCAAGAGGAAGACAGCGAGAGCCAGGCUUGGGCCAGCUCCAGGGGCGCUGGGAUCCGGCUGGACGCCGUCCCUGCCUGCCCCAGAUUUCACAACUGACCUCGCAUUGCGGAGCAGAGAGCGGGAGGGGACGGACAAUUGGGGUCCAAAUUGAAUCCCCCCGACAUGGCUGGAUCCCCCCAGGCCUGUCAUGCUGUGAGCCUCACGAGGCAGCGCCUCCUGCUGGCCCUACUGGAAGCUUUGUAUUACAGCCAUGUCUCUGGCUCUUGGAGAUCCUCGCUCCCUGGGACCAUCCGGGCUCUGAAGGGUUCCUGCGUGGUCAUCCCCUGCUCGUUCACCUACCCCGGCUCCCGUGAGUCCCUGGGCAGUCCAUUCAGCGUGGUCUGGUACCAGUACCGAAGCCGGGGCUACCCUGAGAUCUAUAACAGCCAGGACACGGCCAGCGUGCUGGCCGAGUACCAGGCCCGGACACAGCUGCUGGGGGAUCCGGAGAUGGGGAACUGCACCCUGAGCAUAAGUCCCGUGCAGAGUGAGGACGCCAUGAGCUACUAUGUCUGGAUCAACCCCGACUCCGUUAGGCAUCGCUUCUAUGACGUCACAGUCCGGGUGGAGGUGGCAGACACUCCAGACCCGCUGAUGCUGAGCGACCCUGGGGUGCUGAUCGAGGGCGACCAAACCACCAUCACCUGCUCCGUCCGCCACACCUGCCCCUCGGCCCCUCCCAGCCUGGGCUGGAGCCCCGGGGGGGGCAAAGCCACGACCAGGCACGAGCAGCUGGCGGGGGGCGGUUGGCGGGCGGAGUCAGAGCUGAGCUACACCCCCUCAUACAAGGACCACGGGCAGUACCUGCAGUGCACGGCCACCUUCCCCAACCAGCAGCAGGCCCGCAACGGGCUGUACCUACAGGUCAAGUAUCGCCCGCGGGGCGCGGCCGUGGCUGUGGUGGGGCCGGCCCGGCUGAAGGAAGGUGACAGCGUCACCCUGCGAUGCACCAGCCAGAGCCACCCACCGGCCACCAAGUACCGCUGGUUCCAGGGGCCACGCCGGGCUCUGCUGCGCGGGCUGGGCCGGGGCCCCGAGGUGACAGUGCCGGCCGUGGGGCGCCACUCGGGGCCCUACCGCUGCGCCGCCGAGAACGAGAUCGGCCUGGGGGAGGACUCGCCCGCCACGCACCUCGACGUGGAGUACCCGCCGGAGUUGCUGCCAUGGGGGAACUGCACGGUUCGGGGCAGCGGGCCUGGGGAGGAGGCCACAUGUCACUGCGCAGCUGAGGGGAACCCCCCGCCCCGCCUAGAGUGGCGCCUGCCCAACCGCACCCUCCCCGGGGACUUCGAGGGCCCAGAGCUGCGGGCGACUUCGUGGGUGCGGGCCCCGUCGUGAGCGGGGAGCUGCGGGGCCCUGCCGGGGCCCUGGCCAACGUGUCCUGCGCUGUCACCAACGCCCAUGGGCAGAGCCAGGCUGCGCUGCCGGCUGUGCC
Dermochelys coriacea (leatherback sea turtle) is the source of this 1754-nucleotide messenger RNA. Its product is annotated as myelin-associated glycoprotein-like. The record is from RefSeq and is a predicted model, not a curated record. Bases 443 to 1657 code for a protein of 404 amino acids. NCBI's taxonomy places the organism in Eukaryota, Metazoa, Chordata, Testudines, Dermochelyidae. The transcript is spliced from 6 exons.